Messenger RNA from Apaloderma vittatum (bar-tailed trogon), 2188 nucleotides. RefSeq names its product ryanodine receptor 2-like. Lineage: Eukaryota; Metazoa; Chordata; Aves; Trogoniformes; Trogonidae. The coding region runs from base 86 to 2188 and encodes 700 amino acids. Gene Ontology annotation, molecular function: ryanodine-sensitive calcium-release channel activity. Gene Ontology annotation, biological process: calcium ion transport. Gene Ontology annotation, cellular component: sarcolemma; Z disc; smooth endoplasmic reticulum. The transcript has 18 exons. The record is from RefSeq and is a predicted model, not a curated record.
UAGGAUUUCACUGUUUGGAAAUGAUGCAACAUCAAUAGUCAACUGUCUUCAUAUACUGGGCCAGACCUUGGAUGCAAGGACUGUGAUGAAAACUGGCCUGGAAUCUGUUAAGAUGGCAUUGAGAGCAUUUUUGGACAAUGCUGCUGAGGAUCUGGAGAAAACAAUGGAAAAUCUUAAGCAAGGCCAAUUUACACACAGCAGAACCCAGCCAAAGGGAGUUACACAAAUCAUUAAUUAUACAACAGUUGCUCUCCUGCCAGUACUAUCUUCAUUAUUUGAGCAUAUUGGACAGCACCAGUUUGGCGAAGAUUUGAUAUUGGAAGAUGUUCAGGUCUCCUGUUACAGAAUAUUGGCCAGUUUAUAUGCUCUGGGAACCAGCAAGAGUAUCUAUGUAGAGCGGCAACGAUCAGCACUAGGAGAAUGCUUGGCUGCUUUCUCAGGUGCCUUUCCAGUGGCUUUUUUGGAAACUCAUUUGAACAAACAUAAUAUCUACUCAAUUUACAAUACCAAGAAUGCAAGAGACAGAGCAGUUCUCAGUUUGCCUACUAGUGUAGAAGAGGUUUGCCCAAAUAUUCCUUCCUUGACGAAGCUAAUGGAAGAAAUUGUGGAACUGGCUGAGUCUGGUAUUCGUUACACACAAAUGCCACAUAUCAUGGAAGUAAUACUGCCUAUGCUAUGUAGUUACAUGUCACACUGGUGGGAGCAUGGGCCAGAAAACAACCCUGAAAAGGCUGAAAUGUGUUGCACAGCCUUGACAUCAGAGCACAUGAACACUCUGUUGGGUAACAUACUGAAAAUCAUCUAUAACAACCUUGGUAUUGAUGAGGGAGCCUGGAUGAAGAGAUUAGCAGUUUUUUCCCAGCCCAUCAUAAGCAAAGCGAAGCCACAGCUCUUAAAGACACACUUCCUGCCACUGAUGGAUAAGCUAAAGAAAAAAGCAGCAGUGGUUGUAUCGGAUGAAGAACAUCUAAGAGCAGAAGGCAGAGGUGACAUGUCGGAGUCUGAACUGCUCAUCCUAGAUGAGUUCACCACUUUGGCACGGGACCUCUAUGCCUUCUACCCUUUGUUGAUUAGAUUUGUGGACUAUAACAGGGCAAAAUGGCUGAAAGAGCCCAACUCUGAAGCAGAAGAAUUGUUCCGCAUGGUGGCUGAGGUCUUCAUUUAUUGGUCCAAGUCUCAUAAUUUCAAAAGAGAAGAGCAGAACUUUGUGGUACAAAAUGAAAUCAACAACAUGUCUUUCCUUAUCAGUGACACCAAAUCUAAGAUGUCCAAGGCAGCAGUUUCUGACCAGGAAAGGAAGAAGAUGAAGCGAAAAGGUGACCGGUACUCUAUGCAGACCUCUCUCAUUGUGGCAGCGCUGAAGAGAUUGCUUCCCAUUGGCCUAAAUAUUUGUGCUCCUGGAGACCAAGAGCUAAUUGCGCUGGCCAAAAAUAGGUUCAGUAUGAAAGAUACUGAAGAUGAAGUACGAGAUAUCAUCCGCAGUAAUCUUCAUCUCCAGGGCAAGCUUGAGGAUCCCGCCAUUAGGUGGCAGAUGGCACUUUACAAAGAUUUACCAAACAGGACUGAAGAUUCCUCAGAUCCAGAGAAGACUGUGGAAAGAGUCCUUGAUAUAGCCAAUGUACUGUUUCACCUUGAACAGGUUGAGCACCCUCAGCGGUCCAAAAAAGCAGUGUGGCAUAAACUGCUGUCCAAACAGAGAAAAAGAGCAGUAGUUGCCUGCUUUAGAAUGGCACCAUUGUAUAAUCUGCCAAGGCACCGAGCCGUCAAUCUCUUUCUCCAAGGCUAUGAUAAAUCAUGGAUUGAGACAGAAGAACACUAUUUUGAAGAUAAACUGAUAGAAGACUUAGCAGUACGUCUGGGUGCAAAGGGUCGUGGGAAUAAACCUGGAGAGGAACCGCCGGAAGAAGAUGAAAGCCUUAAAAGAGUAGAUCCUUUACAUCAACUUAUUCUGCUAUUCAGUCGAACAGCCUUGACUGAGAAAUGCAAACUGGAUGAAGAUUUCCUGUAUAUGGCUUAUGCUGACAUUAUGGCAAAGAGCUGCCAUGAUGAAGAGGAUGAUGAUGGUGAAGAAGAAGUUAAGAGCUUUGAAGUCCAUGUAUUUCCUGUGCUGGCGAAUCCAGAGCAGGACGCAGUACUCCAGAUAGAUAUCCAGAUAGAUGACAUCAGUAGCUCUUCCUUUGUCCACUGA